This is a messenger RNA of Leptosomus discolor (cuckoo roller), 1310 nucleotides long. RefSeq names its product regucalcin. The record is from RefSeq and is a predicted model, not a curated record. Gene Ontology annotation, molecular function: enzyme regulator activity; gluconolactonase activity; calcium ion binding. Lineage: Eukaryota; Metazoa; Chordata; Aves; Leptosomiformes; Leptosomidae. Gene Ontology annotation, biological process: L-ascorbic acid biosynthetic process.
AUGUCCUCCUCCAUCAAAAUUGAAUCUGUUGUGAAGGAGAAGACCAGGAUGGGAGAGUGCCCGGUUUGGGAAGAAAGGGAGAGCGCACUCGUCUAUGUAGACAUUAACUCACAGAAAGUUUGCCGCUGGAGCACACUCACCAACGAGGUGCAGAGCGUGUCUGUGGAUGCCCGUGUUGGCUCGGUGGCACUGCGACAGUGCGGGGGCUACGUCAUAGCCCUGGGGACCAGGUUUGCCUUUCUGGACUGGGACACCCAGGUGGUCACCACCAUCCUCGAGCUCGAGCAGGAUAAACCAAACAACCGGUUCAAUGAUGGGAAAGUGGAUCCAAAGGGGAGGUUUUUUGCUGGUACGAUGGCUGAAGAGACAGCACCAGGGGUCCGAGCGAGGCGGCAAGGCGCUCUCUAUACCCUUUUCCCUGACCAUUCAGUAAUAAAACAGUUAGACCACGUGGACAUCUCCAAUGGUCUGGAUUGGUCCCUGGACCACAGGACCUUCUUUCACAUCGACAGCCUGGCAUACGCUGUGCAUGCCUUCAGCUAUGAUGUGCACACUGGAAUGAUCGCCUGCCCCAGACUUUUGUACCAUCUAGAAAAGGAGGAGCAAAUGCCUGACGGGAUGUGCAUAGACGCAGAAGGGAAGCUCUGGGUGGCCUGUAUUGAUGGCGGGAGAGUCAUUCGUAUAGACCCAGAGACAGGAAAAAGAAUCCAAACUGUGAUGCUGCCUACUCCAAGGAUCACCUCUUGCUGCUUUGGUGGAAAAGACUACUCAGAAAUGUAUGUGACUUCUGCGUACGAUGGACUGGAUGAGACCACCUUAGCCAAGGAACCUCAUGCGGGAGAAAUUUUCAAGAUAACAGGUCUGGGUGUGAAAGGGAUCCCACAGAAUUUCUUUGCUGCUUGAACAUUGACACAACAAAGAAGAAAUGUUUGCAUCUUGUAGUAACUCUGACAAGGAGAAGUCCAAUGAACUACAGAAUUUUUCUGUGUGAGGAUUUUGAAACCUACAUUUGAGAGUGUGCUUGUUUGGAACUGGAGAUAUUCCUUCUUCUGUGGGCCCAUUGCUUGAUGGAAUAGGUUAGAGAUGUAAAGUUAAUCUGUGUUACACCUUGAGAGCUUUUGUAAUUUUCCAUAAAACUCUUCAAACUUGAGGUUAGUUUUGUUGAACUUUCUGAUGACCAGCUCUGGAUUUUCAAGUCUGUGUGGUACCCAAGGCAGAAUCUGACUCCUGGUUUAUCUUCUCAUGUUUCAGUGAUGUACCAGCAACAAUAUGGUAGAUUUUAAUAAAUAUUUUAAUAGUGGUGACUUGAA